CAUCCCUUCGACGGUGCACGCGUUUCCAUUCCGAAGAAAAUUUUCCAAUUUUCGAAUAGCUGCAGUUCUUUGAAUUUUGUCUGAUAGGAAAAGUGUUAAUUUUGUACAGUAAAGAUGGUCGUGAAAACAGUUGCAAAAGGCGCCCGACCUCAGGGACAGGCCUAUAAGGAUAAAAGUAAACCGGCUGAGAUCCGCCAGAGCAACAUCAAUGCUGCUAAAGCUAUUGCUGAUGCGAUUCGUACCAGCUUGGGACCUCGUGGAAUGGAUAAAAUGAUUCAAUCGGGCAACGGAGAAGUAACCAUCACCAACGACGGAGCCACAAUUCUGAAGCAAAUGAACGUACUCCAUCCAGCUGCCAAGAUGCUAGUCGAGCUGUCUCGUGCACAGGAUGUCCAGGCGGGAGAUGGUACCACGUCGGUAGUUGUUGUUGCCGGUGCUCUCUUGGAGGCAGUGGAAAAGUUGCUUGCUAUGGGCAUUCAUCCGACAGCGAUUUCCGAUGCCUUCCAGCGCUGUACUACCAAGGCCGUUGAAAUUUUGACCGAAAUGUCACGGCCAAUUGAGCUGACCGAUCGUGAGUCUUUGAUCAAGAGUGCAUCCACUUCAUUGAACUCGAAGGUCGUUUCGCAGCAUAGUAGCCAACUAGCACCAAUCGCAGUUGAUGCAGUGCUGAAAGUGACCGAGCCGGGACAGGAAAUCGGAGUGGAUCUGAAGAACGUUAAAGUUAUUCGUAGCUUGGGUGGAACCAUCGAAGAUACUGAACUGAUCGAUGGGCUAGUCUUUACUCAACGAUCGAGUGGCGUGAAUGGUCCGAAGCGAGUUGAAAAGGCCAAAAUUGGCUUGAUUCAGUUCUGUAUAUCUGCCCCGAAAACCGAUAUGGAUCACAGUGUUGUAGUCUCGGAUUACGCUGCGAUGGAUCGCGUGCUGAAGGAGGAACGUGCUUACAUUCUAAACAUUGUGAAACAAAUCAAGAAGUCUGGCUGCAACGUUCUGCUAGUACAGAAAUCAAUUCUUCGAGAUGCUAUUUCGGAUUUGGCACUGCAUUUCCUGGACAAGAUUAAGGUGAUGGUUGUGAAGGAUAUUGAACGAGAGGACAUUGAGUUUGUCUGCAAGACCUUAAACUGUCGUCCGAUUGCAUCGCUUGAUCAUUUCCUUCCUGAGCAUUUGGUGAACGCUGAUUUGGUGGAGGAAGUUUCUAGUGGAUCCAGCAAAUUCGUGAAAUUCACCGGUAUUCAGAACAUGGGAAGGACAGUUUCAAUCGUUAUUCGUGGAUCGAAUAAACUCGUACUAGAGGAAGCUGACCGUUCAUUGCACGAUGCUUUGUGUGUUGUACGGUGUUUAGUUAAAAACCGUGCUCUCAUUGCUGGUGGAGGUGCUCCAGAAAUUGAAAUGGCUCUUCAGCUGGCUGCUCAUGCCCAAACACUCGGAGGAGUAGACUCGUAUUGUUUCCGUGCUUUCGCUAAUGCUCUGGAAGUGAUUCCUUCGACACUGGCUGAAAAUGCUGGAUUGAAUCCGAUUGCCACUGUGACGGAACUUCGCAAUCGACAUGCUCAUGGCGAAAAAAAUGCCGGAAUCAAUGUUCGGAAGGGGGCGAUUACCGAUAUCUUGGCGGAGAACGUCGUUCAGCCGUUGUUGGUGUCCACAUCGUUAAUCACCCUGGCAACGGAGACGGUCAGAUCAAUUCUUAAAAUUGAUGAUAUCGUUAAUACUAUGCAGUAAACUUGUAUGUCAUAAAUUCAGUCUUUUCACCCAGCUUCUUUCCGCACAUAAUACUUUACUCUGUACCCAUCGAAAUAACUCAUUUUCAACAUUACACUAUAAAUAAAAUAACUA
Molecule: messenger RNA, 1830 nt
Organism: Topomyia yanbarensis
Lineage: Eukaryota; Metazoa; Arthropoda; Insecta; Diptera; Culicidae
Gene: CCT4
Product: T-complex protein 1 subunit delta
Exons: 3
Coding region: 115-1716 (533 amino acids)
Biological process (GO): protein folding
Cellular component (GO): chaperonin-containing T-complex
Molecular function (GO): ATP-dependent protein folding chaperone; ATP hydrolysis activity; ATP binding
Source: RefSeq, a predicted model, not a curated record